Messenger RNA from Linum tenue, 1839 nucleotides. Lineage: Eukaryota; Viridiplantae; Streptophyta; Magnoliopsida; Malpighiales; Linaceae. The record is from the annotation of a GenBank genome assembly.
AUGGAGAGACAAACAUCUGAAGAAGUGCAGAAGAAUAUAACCCGUGUGAAAGCUUCAAUAACUAUUGCUCGUUUGUUGGCACUGCAAGGAGUCGCUUUUAGAGGUCACGAUGAGACUGAAGAGUCAAGUAAUCGUGGCAACUUUAUUGAGUUUCUUCAACUUCUAGCUGAUCACAAUGAAGAAAUAGGUCGUGUGGCAUUGGAUAAAGCUCCACCUUAUGCGAAGUACAUAUCUCAUGAGAUUCAGAAGCAAAUUUUGCAUGUUUUGGCUAAGAAGGUACGAAAUCACAUCUUUGAAGAAGUUGGAAAUUAUAAAUAUUCUAUCAUUGUGGAUGAGGCUAGUGAUGAAAGCAGUCAUGAGCAAAUGGCUAUUGUUCUUCGUUUUGUUGAUGCCAAUGGGUUGAUACAAGAGCGCUUUUUUGAUAUUGUUCAUGUGGAAAAUACAACAUCGAAGACAUUGUAUACUGCAAUUCGCUCGAUUCUUUCAUUCUAUAAGUUCCCAAUUCAAAAUCUUCGUGGACAAGGAUAUGAUGGUGCUAGUAACAUGCGUGGUGAGUGGAAUGGACUGCAGGCUUUAUUUUUGAAGGACUCUCCUCAGGCCUAUUAUGUACACUGUAUGGCUCAUCGUCUCCAGUUAUCAUUGGUUGCAGCUGCUAAGGAAGUAUAUUGGGUACAUGAGUUUUUCAGGAACUUAUCAUUUAUUAUAACUGCAGUUACUGGUUCUUGUAAGCGGCAAGACCAGUUAGAAGCUGCAGAAGCAGCCAAGAUUGCAAUUCAGCUAGCGGCGGGUGAAAUUGAAACAGGAAAAGGAGCUAAUCAGGUUAGUACUUUACAACGACCUUGUGAUACUCGUUGGAGUUCACAUCUAAGAUCUAUAUCUAAUCUUAUCAAGUUGUAUGGUUCAACUUGUAAAGUUUUGGAGAACAUAACAAAAGAUGGAUGUAGCUCCAAUGCUAAGUGGGAUGCUACUAGUGCUUUGGAAAGAAUGAAGUCGUUCGAUUUCAUCUUUAUUUUGUUUUUGAUGAAGGAAAUACUGAGCACCACUGAUAUUCUUUCUCAAGCUUUGCAACGGAAGUCCCAAGACAUUUUCAAUGCAAUGAUACUGGUGGAGUCUACAAAAAAGCUCUUGAAUGAAUUCAGGGAUAAAGAGUGGGAUUCUUUGCUAGCAAAAGUCGUAGGGUUUUGCAAGCAAUAUGAUAUUGAGGUUCCUGAUCUUAGUGCUCCAUUUUUCAGAGGUCGAUCUAUUCGAAAGAGAGAUGUUACAAAUGAACAUCAUUAUCAUUAUGAUGUAUUCAAUGCUGCUAUUGAUGUUCAGAUGACAGAAUUGGGGUCAAGAUUCAAUGAUAGAGUGGUUGAGUUGUUGAAGCUUAGCUCAAGUUUGAAUCCUAGAGAUGGAUUUAAAACCUUUGACAUUGAUGCUAUUUGCAAGCUUGCAAGAGAGUAUUAUCCUCUUGAUUUUUCAGAUGAUGACAUUGAUACAUUGAAGUUCCAGUUGAAGAUGUUUCAGGUUAAUAUUCCUAAUUAUCCUUCUUUGGAGAAGCUAUCAUCUAUUGCUGAUCUAUGUAAGGAGUUAGCAAGUACAAGGUUGGGAAAGGAAUACAGCCUUAUUGAUAGACUGAUUCGUCUAUUAUUGACUCUUCCAGUUUCCACUGCUACAGGCGAACGUGCAUUUUCAGCUAUGAAGAUAGUGAAGAAUAGACUGCGAAACAAAAUGAAUGAUGAUUUUCUUGCUGAUAGCUUAGUUAUUUUCAUUGAACGAAUGAUAGCUAAGAAUUUCAGAUUAGAUGAUAUAUUGAGUGAUUUUGUAGAUCUCAAAGAACGUCGUGUACUUUUCAAAUAA